AUGGUGUCCCUUAAGCAGCUUGCCCUCUUCAUCGGUCUCGCCUCGGCGACUCCCAUCGAGCCUCGAACCAUCGAGCGUCGUGCCGUCUCGGCCACCGACCUCGCCAACUUCAAGUUCUGGGUCCAGUACUCUUCCGCCGCCUACUGCAACACCAACAAUGCCGCCGGCUCCUUGGUCACCUGCGGCUCCGGCACCUGCGCCAGCGUGCAAGCCAACAAGGCCACCAUCGUCAAGACCAUCUCUGGACCUAGCUCGGACUUUCGGCUUUUGUCGCCGUGGAUCCCGUUCAAAAGGCCGUCGUAG
Molecule: messenger RNA, 303 nt
Organism: Parascedosporium putredinis
Lineage: Eukaryota; Fungi; Ascomycota; Sordariomycetes; Microascales; Microascaceae
Source: the annotation of a GenBank genome assembly